Messenger RNA from Trichechus manatus latirostris (Florida manatee), 3383 nucleotides. It is a transcript of the gene GP1BA, whose product is annotated as glycoprotein Ib platelet subunit alpha. Gene Ontology annotation, cellular component: plasma membrane. The transcript has 2 exons. The coding region runs from base 13 to 1968 and encodes 651 amino acids. The record is from RefSeq and is a predicted model, not a curated record. Lineage: Eukaryota; Metazoa; Chordata; Mammalia; Sirenia; Trichechidae. Gene Ontology annotation, molecular function: protein binding.
CUGUCUGUCCCCAUGCCUCUCCUCUUCUUGCUGCUUCUGUUACCAAGCCCCUCACACCCCCAGUCCACCUGUGAGGUAUCCAAAGUGGACAGCAAGGUAGAAAUGAACUGUGAGAAGCAUGGGCUGAAGGUGCCGCCUCUGGACCUGCCAGUGGACACAGCCAUCCUGCACCUGGGUGAAAACCCCCUGGCUACCUUCUCCACGGCAUCCGUGGUGCAUCUGACUCACCUCACGGAGCUGCGCCUGGAUCACAGCCAGCUGGCCAACCUGCAGACUGACAGGACGCUGCCACUGCUGAAGACGCUGGAUCUGUCACACAAUCAGCUAAAAAUCCUGCCCUCACUAGGGCAGGCACUGCCAGUCCUCGUUAGCCUGGACAUCUCCUUCAACAAGCUGGCCUCCUUGUCUCCAAGGGCCCUGGAUGGCCUGAGCCAACUCCAAGAGCUCUACCUGCAUCACAAUCAUUUGACGGCUCUGCCCCCAGAGCUUCUGGCCCCCACACCCAGGCUGAAGAAGCUCAAUCUGGCUUACAACAAGCUAAGCGAGCUGCCCCAGGGGCUCCUGGAUGGAUUGGAGGAUCUAGACACUCUCUACCUCCAAGGGAACUGGCUGAGCACAAUACCAAAGGGCUUCUUUGGGAACCUCCUCCUGCCUUUCACUUUCCUCCACAGCAACCCCUGGAUCUGCAACUGUGAGAUUCUCUAUUUCAGUCGCUGGCUGCAGGAUAAUGCACAAAAUGUCUACUUAUGGAAGGAGGGUAUGGAGGUCAAGGCCAUGACCCCCAAUGUGGCCAGUGUGCAGUGUGCCAACUUGUCUGGCAUACCUGUCUACAAGUAUACAACAGAGGGUUGCACCACCUCUAGUGAUGACUAUGACUACUAUGAUGAAGACGAGGACCAAAACGGUGAUAAGGUGCAUGCCACCAGGGCUAUGGUCAAGUUCUCUACCAACACCAAAGCCCAUACAACCCACGGAGGCCUACUCUACUCAGAAUCUACUGCUUCUCCAGGUAGCCAAAUGUUCUACUCGCCUCCACUCCAAGAAUCCACUCCAAGACAGGCCACAUUCCCAGCCGAAGAGAUCUCAGAUCCCACCACAUUCCCAACUACCACAGAAUCCAUCACAUUCUUCAAAAUUUCAAAACUCACUACAGAACCCACCACAACCCCAACCACCCUAGAACUCACCACAACCCCAACCACCCCAGAGCCCACCACAAUCCCAACCACUUCAGAGCCUACCACAACCCCAACCACCUCAGAACCGACCACAACCACUCCAGAGCCCACCACAACCCCAACCACUUCAGAGCCUACAACCCCAACCACCCCAGAACCCACCACAACCCCAACCACUUCAGAGCCCACCACAACCCCAACCACUUCAGAGCCUACCAUAACCCCAACCACACCAGAACUGACUACAAUCCCAACCACCGAAGAUCUCACCAUAUUUUUGAUUUCUACAGAACCCACUUUACUCCCUACUACCUUAGAAUCCACAGAAAUAAUCUCUGAACCUUUCAACUUUCUGAAUGUCCAUGGGGUGGCUCAAGGGAAUUUGGAUAGCUCCAGAAAUGACCCUUUUCUCGACCCUGACUUUUGCUGCCUCCUCCCCCUGGGCUUCUACGUGUUGGGUCUCCUCUGGCUCCUGUUUGCCUCUGUGAUCCUCAUCCAGCUGUUGAUCUGGCUGCAGGGCGUGAGACCCCAGGCCUUUGGCCAGGCUGCAGCUGUGCACACUGCACACCUGGAGCUGCACAGGGGAAGGCAAGUGACUGUGCCCCGGGCCUGGCUGCUCUUUCUGCAAGGGUCACUCCCCACCUUCCGCUCCAGCCUCUUCCUGUGGGUACGGUCCAGUGGCCGUGUGGGGCCUCUGGUGGCAAGACGGCAGCCCUCAGCCCUGAGUCUGGGUCGUGGUCAAGACCUGCUGGGCACAGUGGGUAUUAGGUACUCUGGCCACAGCCUCUGAGGGUGGGUAGUUGGGGGACCUUAAGAGAGGCUGUGAGGGGCUUUCCUAUUGGGAAUCUAGCUGUGGGUGGGUGGGUAAGGAGCCAAGGGUCAGGGGGAGGUCUUAAUUACUGUUUCUUUAUCAGAAACCUCUUCACACCACAGGCACAGAAACCAGGAGGAGUAAUGAGAUGGAGUUGGGUGGGCCACAGAUUGUGUUGCAUGGGGCGGGGAGGAAGUUCUUAGACCAUGUGGUUAUUACCAUCACUUUUGGGACAAGUUUUAGGAAAAAGCAAAUAAUAAACAGCACAGCAUAUGACUCCCCCAUGUUCUGUGUAUAGAAGAAAGCUUAGAAAGAACUUUGUCAAGAUGUGAGCAUUGGUUGUAUCUGGGUGGUGUAAAUAUGGGCAGUUUUUAUUUUUUCUCUGCUUAGCUUGUUCUAGUUUUCCACCAUCAUGGUAUAUUAUUUGUACAAUAAAAAAUAAUAAAAAACAAAAUUUAAUUUUUUUUCUGAAGAGAGAGUGGUUGGGGCACCUGUCACUAGAAUUCCCAAGGCCCCAACGGCCCCCACUACUCGCUACUACUCACCCAAUCAACCCCUAGUCUCAGCCUGCACUUCCCCUGCAUAGGGUGUCAUCUUCCUCACCCAACUACUGCCCUCCCCUCUCCUCCAGGCCACCCCAAGAACCAUAGGUCUUCCUGGUACUUAGUGACACUGCUGAGGCCUACUGCAUGCAGCCUGCAGUGCUGGGGGGAAGUGGAUGCCUGCUCACAUCUGCAGUCCCAGAAAUGCAGCUCUCUUGCACCACUCACGUGGCCUGGCCGUGUGCUCCAUCUUGGUGGGUAUUAUUGAAGGGUCUCAAGUUUCCUCUCAAGCUAGGAUGCAGGCAAAUGGAACUACUUAUUCCCUGUGCCAGAUUCUGCCAUGCCCCUUACCACACUGGGCAGGGCAUUCUCUCCUGCUGCUUCACCUCCAGCCCAAUCCAGCGUUUGAGGCCCAGAGAAUGGGGUUAAAGGCUGAGCCUUCCUGGCUCCAUGGAGACUCCUCCUCCAGAUGGUGCUAGAUCUUCCUACCUUCAAAUCUGACCACAAUUCUCCUGCUUUGAACUCUUUCCUGAGGCCAAACUCCUUAGCUCAGCAAUCGAGGACAUCCACGCACUGACCCUACCUAACAGUCCAGCUUCAUCUCUCCCAACACACUUCGCAAUCUAUGCUCCAGCAGUCGCACACUUACCAGUUUACCUGCUCCCCAAUGCUUUUUCUCUUCUAAACCUUUGCUCUCGCUCUAGCCAGGGCUGCCCCUGUUCCCUUCUCCUCCCCCAGCCAGUCUAACUACCACCGGACAAAAGUCUAGUCUCUCCUUCCCCUGGGCUGGGCCAGGUGCUCCAAGCUAUCCUGCACCUACCUAUUGCUCUGCUCCUGGCUCCUAAUCACUUC